Messenger RNA from Trematosphaeria pertusa, 339 nucleotides. RefSeq lists its product as uncharacterized. The coding region runs from base 1 to 339 and encodes 112 amino acids. The record is from RefSeq and is a predicted model, not a curated record. The transcript has a single exon. NCBI's taxonomy places the organism in Eukaryota, Fungi, Ascomycota, Dothideomycetes, Pleosporales, Trematosphaeriaceae.
AUGGACACUAGUACGGGCCCAAAGUCUAUACACCUUACUGGUCCGAGAGCUCAUAAGGAAACAGCACAAAACGACUCGGCGUCUACUUCAGAGCCUCCUCAAGCCGCUCCUCGCGAGACUGAUUCAACGGCGCCCGGGACGGCCAGUCAACAACACUCAAGCGACCCUUUCAAAGACUCUGCAUCCACUUCAGAGCUUUCUCAAGCUGCUUCUCGCGAGACUGAUCCCACGACACCCCGAACGGCUCCUCAACAAUACUCAAGCGACCCUUUCGCUCCCAACUAUCGCUACCUCUGUCCUUGGAGUGCUGAGGAGAAGGCGGACUGGAUAGCAACGUAG